Molecule: messenger RNA, 1719 nt
Organism: Trypanosoma brucei brucei TREU927
Lineage: Eukaryota; Euglenozoa; Kinetoplastea; Trypanosomatida; Trypanosomatidae
Gene: Tb927.4.300
Product: retrotransposon hot spot (RHS) protein, putative
Exons: 1
Coding region: 1-1719 (572 amino acids)
Source: RefSeq, a predicted model, not a curated record
AUGUCAAGAGCCAAUAGCCCCGCAGCUCCACAAGGAAAUAACGCAAACCCACAAGUGCCAAAUAACAUUGAAGGGCCCAUGAGGAGGCCACGGGAUGAAAAUGUAGCACCUCCUCCUGCUCAGCCUCCACAGAUGCCGCAGAGAUAUAAAAGAUUUUCUGAUUGGAAAAUGAACAGUACAGUGAGGGAUUUUUUGCUGGAAGAAUAUGCGACAUUGCCCAAAAUGAAUCUGCAUGACUUUUUGAAUCAAUGCUUCUCAAACACGUAUAACACAGUGAAUGUGUCAAUGGAAACGUUUGUUAAGAAUCCUGAAGAUUAUAUUAAGGAUGCCGAGAUUCUUGAGGAUAUACAGGAUACGGAUGAGUUUCAAUUACUGAGGGCAGAUAUUUAUCUCUCUGAGGAAAAAAUUUUUACCAUCAGCGAUUGGGUGAACGGUGCAACUCCAGAAGUGAAAAACUCCAUUAGCCCCGUAGCAAGGGGAAGGUUGAAUGCAGUACAACAUGCUGUCACGGAAUCAGAAGUAUGGUUUCUGCCGCGUGUUUCUGUCAAAAGUUGUCGAGAUGUUUACGAUUCUUUUUACAAUGCGAAAUGGAGUUAUGUGAUGUCGGGUUAUGAUGCGGAGCCACUUGGAAUGAAGGUAUUCGAUGGAAGGCCGCAGCGCAUAUGGACGGAGGCAGAAUUGAAUAUAACUCCUAAAACUGCCGAUUUUGAUGCAAGAGUAAAGGAAGGAUCCAAUGGUUUGGAGAUUUUUGUUCUUACGUCGGAGAAGGGUUGGCCAUACAACAGGUUUGUAUUGGGUUACACUGAGAGAUGCAAGACAAUUUGCAAGCAUGUAUAUAUCCGUCGUGAAAUUAUGCGCGUGUGGUAUAUAAUCCAACGAGGUCUGAAAGCAUGGUGGAUGGAAGCAACAGCUGAGGGUCCACCAAUACAUAUUAUUAUUGGCACGUCUGGAAUUGGUAAAACAUGUGGCCUUGGAUCAUUUUUAUUUUAUUCACUGCUUCACUUCAAUGAAGGAAUGCUUGAUGUUGUUGCAUAUUUCUUGGAGGAUGCUGCCUUCCUGAUAUACAACCGAGAGGGUGAGGAAAGAGGGACUGUUGAUGAAUACGAACGCUGGGAGUCUGCCGUUGCUGCCAUAAAUAAAAUGAAAUUUGAAAACAGAGGACACAUUAUUAUGGACACAAGGUAUGCAAUGGAGAAACUAUACACUCAACUUCCCUCUGAUGUUUGGAGUGUAACUUUCCUCACUUUCCCUAAAAGUGCCCAUUUUGAUGAGUGGAGUGCAAAUAAGGGAGGCCACCAAAUUAUUAUGAACUGCGAUGAUGUGCGUGACAUGAAGGCAUUUAUGGCAUGGAAAAAGCUGUCAAUACAUACAGGAGAAAAGGUGUCCAACAGAAGAAGAUACGAAUUGAAGAGAGAAAUUGAAGAUGAGUGGAAAAUAGUGGAGGGACGCAUUAAUUUAAUUGGACCGCUGCCUCGUUAUAUAUUUGGUUUAGGUUGUUAUGAGUGGCAUCUGAAAAGAGUGUAUGAUGCGUUGAGAGCUAUGAAGAAAUCUGAUAAAUAUUGCUAUAAUGAUAUUAUUGAACACACGGCUGACUGGCGGAACGAUGAAGUUAUGAACAAGUUGGUGAAGAUUGUAAGAGUAAAAGGAAAUGUUGGAGGAGUCGAAUCAUACAAAUGUCAAGCCCUAUCGCUGAUGAUCAGAAAUAUGAUGAUGAAUUAA